Messenger RNA from Cuscuta campestris, 2082 nucleotides. NCBI's taxonomy places the organism in Eukaryota, Viridiplantae, Streptophyta, Magnoliopsida, Solanales, Convolvulaceae. The record is from the annotation of a GenBank genome assembly.
AGUUCAUCUCCCGCGGAAUCCCUCUGAACCCUCGAUCCGCAGAGUCGUCUCGUUAGGGUUUCGAUUUCCCGAUGCCGCCGGUGAAUCUAACGGCGAACGCGAUCCCGGCUAUCAUCGCCGGUGACGUGAACUCCAAGCCGCUCGUCCAGGUUCUGGAUAUCAAGCUCAUAGGCACCAAGCAGGAGCGGUACCGCCUCCUCCUCUCCGACUCUGUCUCCGCCCAGCAAGCGAUGCUCGCUACUCAGCUCAACGAUCGAGUCCAGACCGGCCGCGUCCGCACCGGUUCCGUCGUACAGUUGAUCGAGUAUAUUUGCAGCAAUGUUCAGAAUCGCAAGAUUAUUGUCAUUAUCAACAUGGAAACUAUCAUUCCAGAGUGUGAAGUAAUUGGGAAUCCAAAAGCACUUGCUGAAACUGAUUCAGUAGGGCAGGCACCAACCAUCAACAGAACCACUUCUGAGCCUGUAAUUUUCAAUAGAAACACCAAUGUGGCUUCUCAAGGUUAUGGGCAAACAAGAUUGACAACAAAUAGCAACAAUCUGAGCUCCCAAGUUGGCAAUAAUUUUCAAAUGAACCGCCCAGUCAUUCAGCCAGCAUACCAACCACCUCCAAAUUACAAACCUUACGGGGCUGGGGCAGUCAUGAAGAACGAGGCACCAGCACGCAUAAUACCAAUUUCUGCUCUGAAUCCAUAUCAGGGUCGGUGGGCUAUUAAGGCUAGAGUGACUGCAAAAGGCGAUAUCAGACGCUACAACAAUGCUAAGGGAGAUGGAAAAGUGUUCUCAUUUGAUCUCCUUGAUUCUGAUGGUGGAGAAAUACGUGCAACCUGCUUCAAUGCCGUUCUUGAUCAUUUUUAUGAGACAAUUCAAGUUGGGAAAGUCUACAUGAUAUCUAAAGGCAGCUUGAAACCUGCACAAAAGAACUUCAACCAUCUUAAGAACGAGUGGGAGAUUUUGUUGGAAGCAUCAUCAACAGUGGAUCCGUGUUUAGAGGAAGACCCUUCAAUACCUAGACAGCAGUUCUCUUUCAGACCUAUUAGUGAAAUCGAGUUUGUUGAAAACAACUCCAUCCUAGACGUGAUUGGGGUCGUAACUAGUGUGAAUCCUUCUGUUCCCAUACUGCGCAAGAAUGGAAUGGAGACUCAGAGGAGGGUCCUGAGUCUGAAGGAUCAUUCCGAGCGGAGUGUGGAUUUAACAAUGUGGGGAGAUUUCUGUAACAGGGAAGGGCAACAACUGCAGGAGAUGUUAGACUCUGGUUUCUUCCCUGUUUUAGCAGUCAAAGCUGGAAAAGUCAACGAUUUCAAUGGGAAGUCAUUAGGAACCAUCUCUUCAUCUCAACUCUUCAUAAAUCCAGAUUCUCCUGAGGCUCUCAGUCUGAGACAGUGGUUCGACCAAGGAGGAAAAAAUGUAGCCUCACAUUGCAUAUCUAAAGAACUCAUUCCCUCGGGCUCAAAGAACGAGAUUCGCAAAAUCAUGUGCCAGAUAAAGAACGAAGGGCUGGGAAGGUCAAAUAAGCCAGACUGGGUCACCGUGAAGGCCACAUUGACCUUCAUCAAGACCGACACGUUCUGUUACACCGCAUGCCCCUUGAUGAUUGGCGAUAGGCAGUGCAACAAAAAAGUGACCAAGUUAGGGAACUCAAGAUGGAUGUGUGAGAGAUGUAAUCAAGAAUCCGAGGAGUGUGACUACAGAUACCUUCUUCAAGUUCAAAUUCAGGACCAUUCCGGGUUAACAUGGGUGACUGCCUUCCAGGAAGCCGGGGAAGAGAUAUUUGGUUGCUCGGCCAAGGAGCUCUACAUGAUGAAGUCCGAAGAGGAAGACGAUUCCAGGUUCUCUGGAAUCAUCAAGAAAUGCCUCUUCACACAAUUUCUGUUUAAACUUAAAAUCAAAGAGGAAAACUAUGGUGAGGAACAACGGGUGAAGAUCACUGUUAUCAAGGCAGAUAAAACGGACCCUUCUCCGGAAUGUAGGUACCUAUUGGAUUUACUGUAGGCUAUUUCCUUCUUUGUCGAACAACCAUAAGGUAAAUUAGAAAUUCCUCGGGAUACACAUUUACUGCUCUGUUAUUCACCAUUGUAAGUUGUGU